AUGGUUGAGAGGGUGUUGGAGCAGAGCAAAGCGUUGUCUCAGGUUCUGUCUGAAGACAAGAAGACACGUCACUUGGUCCACACUUGGCAGGACACAGAAGUCCUUGAAUCAAUAAACAAAGCCAUUGGUCCUCUUCAGGAAUUUACAGAUGCCCUGUCUGGUGAAGCCUAUGUAAGUGUGUCGUACCUGAAGCCAGUUCUCCAUCUCCUGAGAACAUCAACUCUGACUAGAAGCGAUGAGGACACAGAUCUUACCAAGGAAAUAAAGUCAAGAGCUCUUGUCUACAUUGAAGAUAAAUACAGCAAUCCAGCCACACAGGAGCUGAUGGACAUGACUUCGUUCCUUGAUCCUAGAUUCAAGACUGACUACAUAAGUGCAGAGAAUGUCCCACACAUCAAAGAGCGAGUGAAGAUCGAAAUGGAGCAGGUGGCACGAAAGGAAAAGAGGCUCGUCUCAGCACCACAGAUGCACCACCAGGGUGCAGCAAAGGCAGACCCAUCCACCACAGGGAAGGGAAAGCGGUCACUGGGCAGCUUCUUCAAGAGCAAGGUUGUCCCUCCUCUUUCCUUCACUAUGGAGCUGGAGGAUGCCAUUAAAGCUGAACUGGACAACUACCUGAUGACUCCUACUAUCGAUGGAGAGGAAGAUCCACUGGCCUGGUGGAGAGUGCACAAAGUUAACUUUCCAUGGCUGAGCAAACUGGCUCGUAAAUUCCUGUGCUUACCAGCCACCAGUUCGCCAUCAGAGAGAUUGUUUGGUGCUAGUGGAAAUGUUGUCACAUGUCAGCGCUCAUGUCUAAAACCAUCUAAGGUUGACAUGCUGGUUUUCUUGUAAAAAACUGUAAAGAGUGAUGUAGAGAUGUCAGGGAAGCAAGUAUUGUUGUUAAUUAAGUACUUUUGAGAUUUUGUUUGUUCUGCAUUUCACCCUGACUUGUAGUGUCAGCCUUUGUUUAAAAAAAUAUAUUUGCUAUUUUUCAGGAAAACUGCU
Messenger RNA from Melanotaenia boesemani (Boeseman's rainbowfish), 987 nucleotides. Its product is annotated as E3 SUMO-protein ligase ZBED1-like. NCBI's taxonomy places the organism in Eukaryota, Metazoa, Chordata, Actinopteri, Atheriniformes, Melanotaeniidae. Gene Ontology annotation, molecular function: protein dimerization activity. The transcript has 2 exons. The record is from RefSeq and is a predicted model, not a curated record. Bases 1 to 834 code for a protein of 277 amino acids.